This is a messenger RNA of Ectocarpus sp. CCAP 1310/34, 927 nucleotides long. Lineage: Eukaryota; Phaeophyceae; Ectocarpales; Ectocarpaceae. The record is from the annotation of a GenBank genome assembly.
AUGAAGAGCCUCGUGGACCAGGUCGGCGUCAUCCGUUCCAGCCAGGGCGUGCUCGGGAUCGCCGGCUGCCACUCCUGCGUAAUCGCCGCCGCCCGCGCGCUAGUCGCGUACCGCCGGGAAGCCGCCGCCGGCGGUGCCGCAUCCCCGUCGUACAGGGCUGUGGCGGCCGCGGCGACCGUGCCGGCGGCGUCGAGCCUGCUGCGCCCCCGACGGCUGGGGCAGUUCCUGUACGAGACGGAGCUGAGGCGGUCCGGCAGGGUGGGGAGAGCGAGAUCAGCGGUCCGGAGGCUUGUUGCCUCGCUCUUGUUCUGGUUGCCGCCUCCUCCGCCGCUGUCGUCGCCGCGGGCGCGGCAGCUGGCGGCCUCGGCGGAGGAGGCCGGGGUGACGGUACCGGCGCAGCCGACGUUCCGGCCGCCGGGCUACGGGCACCUGCCGAGGGACGGUAGCAGCGCCGGCGGCUUCGGUGGGCGAGGAGAGAUCGACCCCUCCGCCGCCUCGGCCCACAACAGCAACGCCGGCGACGCAACUGGAAGCCCAACCGAGAGCGGCAGCGGCGACGGCGGUGGCGGACAGGAUGGGUUUUCCGAGAUCGAAGAGUGUCUGUGGCUCCGGGUUUUUGCCGCGGUGGAAAGCCACGCGACGCCGUGCCGAACGGAGCCUAGACAGGGUCCGACGCCGGCCCACCUCGUUCCUCUGGACAAGGCCAUCGCGUCGGUCGAGGAGAUUUUUGGCGGGGAGGGGGAGUCCGCGGCGACGAACGCGGUGGCGGCGGCGGAAAUGGUGAAGAAAUAUGGUGCCAGCAGACGGAGGAAGAGCGACAUCUCCCCAACGUCUGUCGAGGACGAUUUCCUCCUUCACACGAUCUUGGAGUCUGUUGUCGCUGCCGUCGCCGUGCCACAGCUGGCGCUGGUGAUGGUGGACUACUGA